Molecule: messenger RNA, 2400 nt
Organism: Saccostrea cuccullata (small rock oyster)
Lineage: Eukaryota; Metazoa; Mollusca; Bivalvia; Ostreida; Ostreidae
Product: alcohol dehydrogenase [acceptor]-like
Exons: 12
Coding region: 107-1936 (609 amino acids)
Molecular function (GO): flavin adenine dinucleotide binding; oxidoreductase activity, acting on CH-OH group of donors
Source: RefSeq, a predicted model, not a curated record
UCACUUCCCUGAUUUUUCCGGAUUGUUACUUGUUACCUAUUGUAUUAGAAUGCGAAAUAUGUGAGCUAAGUAAUCCGACGCGAAGUGAAGAUAAUAAGAAGGGAAUAUGAGUCAGACAUUUUCAGUAUUGAUUAUCAUUUGUGGGAUUUUUAUAUAUAUCGUGUCACGCAUGCGGAGCAAAGUACUUUUAGAAAACGAAGUACCACUUAACAAGACCUACGAUUUCAUUAUAGUGGGAGCAGGCUCUGCUGGGUGUGUUCUUGCUAACAGACUAUCGGCGGAUCCAAGAUUCUCAGUCCUUCUGAUAGAAGCUGGCGGAUCCGAGGAGAACAAUGAAGUGGUGCGUGUACCUUUUGCGGCCAUAGACCUGCAAAACACCGAGGUCGACUGGGCAUUCAGAACCACCCCACAGACUAAAGCUUGCCUAGGGAUGAGGGACAAGAGGUGUGCUUGGCCGAGAGGACGUGUCCUCGGUGGAUCAAGUUCCAUUCACAACAUGAAUAACGUUCGCGGGAGUCGCCAUGACUACGAUGGCUGGGCUAAAGAUGGCUGCCUAGGAUGGGGUUAUAAAGACGUUCUUCCGUAUUUUAUUAAAUCUGAGGAUAUUCAAAUACAAGAUUUACAAAACUCAGCCUACCAUGGAAUAGGGGGUCCCCUUCCUGUAAGUGAUGGCACGGCCACGCCUCUAAGUAACGUAUAUAGACAGGCAAUGGAAGAGUUAGGAUAUUCUGUGACCGACUGCAAUGGAAAAACGCAAACAGGAUUUUGCCCAACACAAGAAAAUGUUAAGGACGGAGAGAGAUGGGGUUCUGCUAAAGCAUUUCUUCGUCCUGCUAUGAAUCGUCCAAAUCUUCAUGUUGUUACAAAAGCUUUCGUAACCAAGAUUCUGAUAAAUGAUAAAUUAGCAUCAGGUGUUACCUUUGUAAAAGACAAUAUAAAACAAACGAUUCUGGCGGGAAAAGAGGUGAUUGUGUCAGCAGGUACCAUAAACAGUCCCAAGCUUCUGAUGCUGUCUGGUGUCGGACCAAAACAUCAUCUAGAAAAAUUACGGAUUCCAGUAACAGCAGAUUUGCCUGUCGGAGAAAACCUACAAGAUCAUAUCAUGACUACCAUGUUUUAUAAUGACAACACAAACAGUGGAGGAAGCACGUCACCCUCAAUAGCUACUAUACUGAAAUAUCUUACUUUUAGAUCAGGUGCAUUGAGCAAGCCCCAUGGAGAGGCAAGUGUGUUUCUAACUGAUGACGUAAACCAUCCUCCCUCCACGCAGUUCUCUUUUUACAGUGUCAACGUUCACCCAACAUACGCCGACCAGUAUGUACAGUUCCUCAACAUUGACCCAAAGAACAAGGAAGGCAUUCGCAAGAAAUUUGAAAAUAACCUCAACAAAGGUAUUGGGACAUUUUUCGCAGAAAAUAUACUUCUUCAUCCUAAAAGUAGAGGAACCAUACGACUUCAGAGUACUGACCCUUUUGAUGCACCACUCAUAGACCCAAACUACUUAGAUCACCCGGAUGAUAUGAAGACCUUACUGAAAGGAAUAGACCUCUACAUGAAGGUAGCAAACACUACAGCAUUUAGAUCUAUCGGUGCCUCGCCCAUGGAUCCUUACGAGGAAUAUCUUCCUCCCUGUAAUACACUUCCUUUUCCGUCUGAGGAAUACUGGGUGUGUAGAAUCAAGUAUUAUACCUAUACGGUGUACCACCCCACGUCUACAUGUAGAAUGGGGGCACAGGACGACCCUACCGCCGUUGUUGAUCCACAAUUAAGGGUCAAAAGAAUUAAGAACCUUCGAGUAGUAGACGCCUCCGUAAUGCGAAACGUGCCUUCCGGAAAUACGAAUGCUCCAACUGUGAUGAUUGCAGAAAAAGCAGCCGACAUGAUACUUGGAAUUGACAGUGUAACUCAUAUAAGGAAAAUCACAGAUUCGUUAUAGCACACCAAUAUUUUAUCCAUAUUACUUAGAAAAGAAUGUGUUAUCCAGUGCUGAUCCAGAGAACAUAUAAGUCACAGGAAUAUAUAUAUUGGUUGACGUAUUUGAAAAUGAUAUAAUGAUAGUCAGAGGGAAAUGAUGUGGAAGGACUUCUUUGAUACUGAACACAAUAUGUUGUGUAGUUCCUGGAGAGUAAACAUGCUCAUCUAGACUUUGUGAUUCGAGUUAACUCUGAGUUUUCAAGAAAUAAAAGGAGCAUGCAUUCGUUUUUUAACAACCUUGUUUCAAAGAAAAUCUGGAAACGUUUCCUCAAAAUGAGAAACAUUUGUAGAUAAAAUCAAUUGAAAUUUGUUUCUUUUUUUAAUUUCAUACUUAACUAAAUUUUUAGUGUAUAAAACAUUCAUUUAUUUGCUUGCUUCUGUUGAUUUUUUAUCAUGAUUUCUGUCUUAAAAUUAUCAUCAUAUUUA